Messenger RNA from Aedes aegypti (yellow fever mosquito), 1723 nucleotides. RefSeq names its product protein disulfide-isomerase A6 homolog (gene CaBP1). Gene Ontology annotation, cellular component: endoplasmic reticulum lumen. Gene Ontology annotation, molecular function: protein disulfide isomerase activity; protein-disulfide reductase activity. Bases 272 to 1585 code for a protein of 437 amino acids. Gene Ontology annotation, biological process: response to endoplasmic reticulum stress. The transcript is spliced from 2 exons. NCBI's taxonomy places the organism in Eukaryota, Metazoa, Arthropoda, Insecta, Diptera, Culicidae. The record is from RefSeq and is a predicted model, not a curated record.
UUUCGCUUCGGCCAAUCCCGUUUGGCCAGAUCAGAAGAGCCGAAGUCUGAAGUGUCAGUGUGCGGCUGCGAUUCUGAAAUUUCACCUAAAAAGUUUAUUUGCCGAAAUUUAUUAAAUGCCAAUCAUCAGUACGCCACAUCAGAAGUGCAAAUUUUGUACAUUCUAGCAGUGAUAUUCGGUAAGCCGGCGAGGAAACAAGUACUUCCUAAUCUUCAUCCAGCGAGAGAAGACAACUCUAAGAAAAGAAAAAGACUGAAGCUAGUGUGUAAAAAUGGGCACGUCAUCGAUCUGGAUGGUGGUGACUUUGUUGGCCGGUCUGGCCAGUUCCGGUUGGGCUUUGUACUCUUCGUCGGAUGACGUCGUCGAGCUGACGGCUAACAAUUUCGACCGGAUGGUGGUGAAAAGCGACGAAGUUUGGGUGGUGGAGUUCUACGCUUCAUACUGCGGCCACUGCCGGAACCUGGUCCCGGAGUACAAGAAGGCUGCCACCGCUCUGAAGGGAGUCAUCAAGGUUGGUGGAAUUAACUGUGAGGAAGAGCAGAGCCUGUGCGGUCAGCAUGGAGUUCGAGGAUAUCCUACGAUUAAGAUCUUCGGAGCCAAUAAACGAUCGCCGGUAGAUUACAACGGGCAGCGUACUGCCAAGGACAUUGCCGAGGCCGCACUUGCCGAAGCUAAGAAGAAAAUCAAGAAUGUCCUGAGUGGAGGUUCCAGUGGAUCGUCGUCCGAUAGCGGUAGCUCCGAUUCGAAGGAUGUUGUCGAGCUGACAGAUUCCAACUUCGAUAAGCUUGUCCUGAACAGUGACGACAUUUGGUUGGUUGAGUUCUUCGCUCCAUGGUGUGGACAUUGUAAGAAUCUGGCUCCUCACUGGGCUAAGGCUGCCACGGAAUUGAAGGGUAAGGUCAAGCUUGGAGCCCUGGACGCUACCGUGCACACGAUCAAGGCUCAACAAUUCGGCAUUCAGGGAUACCCAACCAUCAAAUUCUUCGCGGGUGGUCCAAAGGAUCGUGACUCCGCUCAGGAAUACGACGGCGGCCGCACUGCUUCGGAUAUCGUAAACUGGGCCUUGGAAAAGCACAGCGAAAACAUUCCUGCUCCGGAAAUUGUUCAGCUCACGUCGGAGGAAGUUACCAAAGCAACUUGCGAAGAAAAGCCUCUGUGCGUUGUGUCGGUCCUUCCGCACAUCUUAGACUGUGAUGCAGCCUGCCGGAACAACUACCUUGCCAUCCUGGCCAAGAUGGGCGAAAAGUACAAGAAAAAGCAGUGGGGCUGGCUGUGGUCCGAAGGCGGAGCCCAACCGGAAAUUGAGUCCACCUUGGACAUUGGAGGCUUUGGCUAUCCGGCGAUGGCCGUCGUCAAUGUCAAGAAGAUGAAGUACUCUCUGCUGCGUGGAUCCUUCUCGGAGGAAGGCAUCAACGAGUUCUUGCGAGAUUUGUCCUACGGUCGGGGGCACACGGCUCCGGUCAAGGGUGCCGCACUGCCCAAGAUUCACAACGUCGAGCCCUGGGACGGCAAGGACGGGCAGCUUCCGGAAGAAGAGGACAUCGAUCUGUCCGAUGUGGAUCUGGACGAGAAGGAUGAGCUCUAAGCGCUGGGGCGUUUUAGUCCAAGUGGGAAUUAGAUUUAAGAAGCUCGUACAUAUAGCAUUUACUUGAACAAAAAGAUGAAACAUUCAUGUCACCAAGUUUCAAUAGUGAAAAUAAAUCAAAGAAGCUCAAAUUAAGAA